Ictidomys tridecemlineatus (thirteen-lined ground squirrel) is the source of this 4295-nucleotide messenger RNA. The record is from RefSeq and is a predicted model, not a curated record. NCBI's taxonomy places the organism in Eukaryota, Metazoa, Chordata, Mammalia, Rodentia, Sciuridae.
ACUCCCAGACCCCGCGGGUGGGAGGGGUGGGUCUGGGAACGUUGCGGCGGCCGCGGCCGCAGCCCUAGCACCAGCACCCAGGGCUGUUCUAGGCGAGCCUGUGCGGGCGAGUCCUCCGCCGCCUGCUCCGGCCGCGACUACCCGGCCCUUAGAUGGUGGGUCCGGAGGAUGCCGGAGCCUGCUCGGGAAGAAAUGCCAAGUUGUUCCCGGUUCUGGCGCCGGAGCCCGUGGGCCAGGACGGGAAGAUGAUCCGGGCCACGGGCGGCUUUGGCGGAGGCGUCGGCGCUGUGGAGCCUCCCGAGGAGGCUGAGGAGGAGGAGGAGGAGGAGAAGACGCCGCCUCGGCAGCUGCUGCAGCGUUACCUCGAGGCGGCGGGGGAGCAGCUGGGUCCGGGGCUCUGCUACUGUCCCCUCCCCGCUGGCCCCCCGCGUUCCGGCGCUUGCCCGCCGGGAUCCGGCUCCAAGCACCGCGGCACGGAGGCGGCGGAUUCUCGCGCGCCGCGACACGGAGGCAUGACCAACGGGGACUCGGGCUUUCUGCUGGGCCAGGACUGUCGUGACCUGGAGGAGGCUCGAGGGCUUGCUCGCGCCGGCGGCCCGGAGGGCGCGCCCCUUUCCAGCUCGGCCGGGAGGACUAGUGGGGGUGUGGGCGCGGAGCCGAGCCACGGCUUCCCUGACGUCCACUUGAACUCUCGGAACACGUUCGAGGUGAGCCGCUGCCAGAGCCCCGGCGACCACUUGCCAUCGGUUGGGCCGCCGGUGCCCUCGCCCGCGGCAGAGCAGGGCCCCGCAGGGAUCUCGGCCCGGGCUCGACGGAGUGGUGGCUUCGCCGACUUCUUCGCCAGAAACCUUUUUCCAAAAAGAACAAAGGAACUCAAAUCAGUUGUCCAUAGUGCUCCUGGUUGGAAAUUAUUUGGUAAAGUCCCUCCCAGAGAGAAUCUUCAGAAAACUUCCAGAAUCAUUCAGCAGGAGUAUGAAGCACGAACAGGGAGGACCUGUAAACCACCACCUCAGUCUUCAAGACGAAAGAAUUUUGAAUUUGAGCCACUUUCUACCACUGCCUUGAUUCUUGAGGAUCGACCAUCAAAUCUUCCUGCUAAAUCUGUGGAAGAAGCUUUACGUCAUCGACAAGAAUAUGAUGAGAUGGUGGCUGAGGCUAAAAAACGAGAAAUUAAAGAAGCACAUAAAAGAAAAAGAAUAAUGAAAGAACGGUUUAAACAGGAAGAAAAUAUUGCAAGUGCAAUGGUAAUUUGGAUCAAUGAGAUACUGCCCAAUUGGGAAGUCAUGCGUAGUACAAGAAGAGUUCGAGAAUUGUGGUGGCAGGGAUUGCCCCCUAGUGUUCGUGGGAAAGUUUGGAGUCUAGCUGUAGGAAAUGAACUAAAUAUCACUCCUGAACUUUAUGAAAUCUUCCUUUCAAGAGCAAAAGAACGGUGGAAAAGCUUCAGUGAAUCAAGUUCAGAAAAUGAUACAGAAGGUGUAUCUGUUGCUGACCGAGAGGCCAGUCUGGAAUUAAUUAAGUUGGACAUAUCCCGUACAUUUCCAUCUCUCUACAUCUUUCAGAAGGGUGGCCCAUAUCACGAUGUUUUACAUAGUAUCUUAGGGGCAUAUACAUGUUACAGACCUGAUGUUGGUUAUGUCCAAGGGAUGUCUUUCAUCGCAGCAGUGCUCAUUCUCAAUUUGGAAGAGGCAGAUGCUUUCAUUGCAUUUGCAAAUCUCCUGAAUAAGCCAUGUCAAUUGGCUUUUUUUCGUGUGGAUCACAGCAUGAUGUUGAAAUAUUUUGCAACAUUUGAAGUUUUCUUUGAAGAAAAUCUAUCCAAACUAUUUCUUCAUUUCAAGUCUUAUAGUCUUACACCAGACAUAUACUUGAUAGACUGGAUCUUUACACUCUAUAGCAAGUCACUACCACUUGAUCUGGCCUGUCGAGUCUGGGAUGUAUUUUGCAGAGACGGAGAGGAAUUUUUAUUUAGGACUGGAUUAGGAAUCCUCCGAUUAUAUGAAGAUAUUCUCCUACAGAUGGAUUUUAUUCAUAUAGCACAGUUUCUAACUAAAUUACCAGAAGAUAUCACAUCAGAAAAGCUCUUCAGUUGUAUUGCAGCCAUUCAGAUGCAGAAUAGCACCAAAAAAUGGACUCAGGUCUUUGCAUCUGUUAUGAAGGAUAUUAAAGAAGGAGACAAGAACAGCAGUCCUGCUCUGAAAAGCUAAUCUUGAAAAUUAACAGACUAACUGAAAUAUAAAAAAUGUGGGUUUUUUUUUUUUCCGGGAAGUGGGGUGGGUGAAAGUUUUCUGUGUUCUAUGUAAAAAGCAUGAAAGAAAAUUAUUGGAGAAUCUAAAAAAAUCAAGAGGUGGAAACUGCUGAUUUUAAAUUCCAUGACUGAAGCAAAGGAAAUAAGGAAUUUAUUAACAGUAUUAAUAAAAAAAAGUAUUUUGUAGGGAAAGCCAUUUUUCAGAGGAAAAAGUCUAAAUGGUUAUUACAUACUCCAUAAUUUGGAGUAAACAGUUUAAUGCAAUAAAUUUUUAAAAUAGCUUCAAAGAUACUUCAAAUUUUUAUAUCUUUUCUUUUUUAACAAUUACCACAAAGGCACUAUGGAGGUCACUUGGGAUUGUUAAAUACUAAUUUAACCUCUGAAAUACUAUAGUAUGGUAUUAUCUCCAGUUCUGACCUUUUGCAGAUAUUUUAGACCAAGAAUUAGCAACUUUGAUUGUAAACUAAGUCACUGAAAUUGUUUAUCUUUGUUCACAGGUUGGGGCAAAUUUAAAUUAUCUGGGAACUGGAACAUUAGUAGGAGAUUGUUUCUUGUUUAAGUGUUUUCCCACAGUAUUGUGUCUAUUUGUUUUUGAUGGGAAAUUCUGUUUUCUUCCUUAAAGAAUUCUUACCAUUCAAAUAACUUUAGUCUUUCUGUUCUAGUAUAACAAAUUGUUCACCUAGUAAUUUAACAUUAAGAAAACUAAAUAACUGAUAAGAAGGAAGUUCUUUGCACUUUAAUGGACUGAAGACUUGACUUUGGGAUUAAAGUCCAAAAAUAUAAAUGAGAUUUUUCACUGGUUAGAGUAAAAAUUAAUGAAUUCUGAGAGUUCUUAAAUAGCAUACUACUUGAUAAGACUUUAAAAUUUUUAGUUAAAAUUCCUCCUCUCUCUGUAGAAACAAAAUUUGUUAAUUCCAGUUUGAAAAUUGAAAUCUUAUAUGUAGCUAAGUUUAUUCCUUGUGAAACACUAUGCAUAAGGUGUUUUUUUUAAUCAGUGAAAAUAAGAGUAAAAGAAAAAGGUAAAAAUAAUUUUUUGAAUCUGAUGGCAUAGCAGAUAAAUUAUUAAUCAUUGAUAAAUUGGCAUUAAAUUUUUUAUGUUUAAUUUUCAAACCUGGACUAAAUCACUUGAGUUUUAUGAGUAUAACAUACUAUUCAGUUAAUAAUUUGUAAUGUUUUAUGUUGAGUUUGGUUUGAAAGAAAACCUAAGCACACUAUUUCUGUUAGUGGUAUAUUUAUAGUCUUUAAACUAACAAAUCUGAGAGUCUUGUUAGUGUAGUGACUGCCUCUUUAGAAGUAUGGGACCAGAGAGUAUCGGUAUAUUUUACCCUAUGGGUCCUUCUAGCCUAGAGAUUACUAGUGGAAUCCUCAGAAAUUAACCCCAUCAUAGGGGCUGGCUUGGUGGAAACUGGUAGUUUAAUAAAAUAUUAAGGGAGUACCCAGAGUCUUAAUAGGUUUCAGGAUGGCCUUGUAAGUCUGGUAACUAUUUCCUUGGUAUUGGUGACCCUAAUAAAGGGGAUGUAACCUCUGGCUGUAAUCUCAUUGAGAUUAUACUACCUGCCUAAAUUUAAUCUUACUUUUAUGCAUUCAUUUCCUGAAUUGGACCUAAGUUACUGUAUUUCUUUUUCUUAUUUUUUUAUUAUUGUACAGUUUGUUUACCUUUCAAGUGUAAAUGUAUAUAUACAUAUAUAUAAUGUAAAUACAAGGAUUUCACUAAAAACCACUAGUAACAAUUACCAUGUAAAUAAAACUUGCAAGCAGAGUAACUACUUGAAAUGAGUCUUCAUUACUUUGGGAAUAUCUGGUUUAGUUAACCACAUCUGGAGAAGAAAAGGAAUAUACAUCUUUGGGGAAGAAAGGCCAAGUUUCUCUUCCAAGGGAUGCACUUAGACUUCAGUCUUGAGACUUUCAGUACUGGCAGCUAAAAUACUGUACUGUAUCUCCUUUCUUUGAACCUUGUAUACAGGCAAUAUGUGGUUAUUCACAUGGUCAGUGUACAGCAGUUUGUUUUUUGAUUGAAAUAUUUGUGCAAUUAAAAGUAACUUUUCUUAAAAUA